Mytilus californianus (California mussel) is the source of this 2120-nucleotide messenger RNA. RefSeq names its product protein C12orf4 homolog. Bases 100 to 1692 code for a protein of 530 amino acids. The transcript has 14 exons. NCBI's taxonomy places the organism in Eukaryota, Metazoa, Mollusca, Bivalvia, Mytilida, Mytilidae. The record is from RefSeq and is a predicted model, not a curated record. Gene Ontology annotation, cellular component: cytoplasm.
GCACAGCAAAGCCAAGAUGUCUGCGCCCAUGAAGUGGGCGGCUGAUCAUUUGAGACAUCUUUUUUUGUGUUCAUAAUUAAGUGGCAAGAUUGCACAAGAAUGUCUAAGGAAGACUUCAAGUUUACAUUCCUCAGCAAAGAUUUAGUAUCCACUCUAGAAGUUCCAGUUCCCAUACCACUGAAGCAACCACUGGAUGAUUUCAUUGGUCAAUUAGUUGCAGCUCAUAAUUUGCCAUGUUUUAUAGAGAAUGAGUUGAAAGAAAAACUAGAGGCAUUUGUUUGGAAACACACACAACAGAUUUAUGAAAAAAAUGUACAGAAAAAGAUUGAUGAAAUAAAAAAGGCUGACCAAGCAACUGUGGACAGUUUGGUUGAUAAAUGGUCAAAAGCAUUCACACAGGAAGUGAAGAGAUAUGCCAAAGAAGAGGCAGAGACUCAGGAAGAAAAGUUCUCUAAAGUUUAUCAUUCCCUGAUUCAUUCACCAGCAUUGGAUACAUUACUCAAUCUAGAACAUACAUACUCUUUGACAGUAGAAGAUUUGUUACGACAAAGAGAUGCUGAUCUUAGUCAUCUGCAACAGAGACAAAGAGAGGAAAUGGAUGAGGCAGUAAAGACUUAUUCUAAUGAUGAAGUUAAUGAAUUAGCACAAAACCACUUUGAACAGAUGCAGAUGAUUGAAAGUAAAUGGACCAAAGAGUUAACAAACCUAAAAGACACUCAGAAACAGGAAUUUAGAGAAUGGGUGAUUAAAGUACAUGAAGAUACUCAGUCUAAAUCAAAACCCUACAUUGGCAGAAUGAGAAAUAUCAGUACAACUCUACCAGAGGCUGAUGAUGGUGAAAGAUCAGAGGCUACUGUCACCAUGGAGGAAAGUUUUACUAUACAUUUAGGUGCUCAAAUGAAAACAACACAUAAUUUAAGACUUUUGUGUACGGAUAUAUUAGAUUUAUGCAGACAUAAAACUCAUACUGUAGGUGGUAUGGUAAUUCCUCAGCCACAGAGACUACAGACAGCCAUGUCUCUUUACUCUAACAAUUUAUGUGGACUUAUAUUAUUGACAGAUAAUAACUUGUCUAUGUACACUGGUCUCAAAAAACAGAAUAAUAACUCCCAAAUAUUGAUCUCAAAACAAGAUUUUUCAAGAGUAUGUGAACAGUCAACAGAUUUCCACUUUCCUGAUUUACAACAACAGCUGACAUCAAUAGAACAACAGCUUCCAUUGAGAGACACAUCAAAGGGGAAUAAAUCCUCUAGAGAAUCAAAGGAUAUCGGUCUGCAGACAGGAGACUUUUACAUAACAAAACAUUCUAACCUGUCAGAAGUUCAUGUUGUUUUUCACUUAGUUACUGAUGAUUCGAUUAGAUCCAGUGAUAUAACAUCACGUCAUCCAGUCAUACUCAGCAUACGGAACAUAAUAAAACAAUGUUUUCGACAUGACAUACACACACUAACCAUACCACUUUUGCUGGCUCAUCAUAUGUCAGAGGAGAUGACAAUACCUUGGUGUCAAAGAAGAGCUGAGUUAGUGUUUAAAUGUGUCAAAGGUUUCAUGAUGGAAAUGGCAACCUAUGAAAGUUCUAGUUCACGGACAAUACAGUUUCUAGUUCCAUUAGGAAUAUCCUAUGAAAUGUUCUCAGGUAUCAGUAAUAUGUUGACAACUAUAUUUAGAGUUUCCAAUGCAAUCAAGGUUUGAUGUUCAGUUGGCCUGACACUUAGACAGGAAAAACAGACUGUUGGAUGCAAGCCAAAGUUCAAUCUGUUUCAUUAUGACCUUGAAAAAAUGCUUUUAACAACAUAUACAGAUCCUGAUGGUUAAUGUAUGAUUUGAAGAGGUUUACUUGUUUACAAGAUGAAGAUAAUAUGUGAAUAUAUAAUAACUAUAUGUUUAUAUUGUAGAACAAAUUAUAAUUCUCUGUAAUAAGAAAUUGUCAGUCAGAAAUUAGCUUGUAAAUUAGUAUUAUAAGGGAGAUAUUAAUAGACUAUUUAGCCUUAAAAUCAAAGGGAGAAAUGGUACAGUGUCUACAGUGACCCAAUUGAAUUUUCUCCAGUUGAUUUCAUGGUUCCUUUGUUGACUUUGAUGAAUCAUACAUGUGCAAUAUUAAAUAAAACAUUGUUUUAUUA